Messenger RNA from Sebastes umbrosus (honeycomb rockfish), 3003 nucleotides. It is a transcript of the gene gsdmeb, whose product is annotated as gasdermin Eb. NCBI's taxonomy places the organism in Eukaryota, Metazoa, Chordata, Actinopteri, Perciformes, Sebastidae. Gene Ontology annotation, biological process: programmed cell death. The transcript is spliced from 10 exons. Bases 156 to 1565 code for a protein of 469 amino acids. Gene Ontology annotation, cellular component: cytoplasm. The record is from RefSeq and is a predicted model, not a curated record.
CGCGUCUUUUGUCCAAAACAAGAGAAACCUUCUCUGCACAAACCGGCUGAUAUGAGGAAGGAUUGUCUGCUGUAAAAGUCUGACUGCAAAACAAAGAUUCCUGCCCGGUGGUUCCUCACUAAAACAAAGACUUCAGGUUUUUAUCCAGCUGGGAGAUGUUUGCCACAGCCACCAGGAACUUUGUGGAGGAGGUGGAUCAUGGAGGUUUGCUGAUUCCAGUGUCCAGCCUGAAUGACACUAUUGCUCUUCUGACAGUGGUGGUGAAGCGCAAGCGUUUCUGGGUCUGGCAGAAGCCCAGGUACAUCCCCACUGACUUUAACUUCAAUGAUAUACUAACAGGAGACACACCUAUAAAGCCAGGUGUCAUCGAGACAGACUUCAUCAAAUACAAUGGCUCAUUUGGUGACAACAUUCAGGGAAACGUGAAUGCAAACUUUCCCCACUCCAGUGUGAGCGUGGGGGGUAAAGACUCCUCCAAACUACAUUCAUUUUUUGGCAGUUUGAAGAAGGAGGAAGUGGAUGUGCAGAAGUUGCUGCGAGACUCCAAAGACAGGUUUCUGGAUAUGUCCCAUGGUUUGGUCCAGCAGACGAAGGAGAAGCACAAACAGGUGUUUGGGAUUGUGAAGGAGCGUAUUGUGACUACUCAGCCCUGUUCGGUCAUAGAGGAGGUGCAGCAGGGAGGACAGUGUGGAGCAGGACUGAGCCUCUGCGGUCCCAAGAGCCCAAAGGUUUCAUUGAAGGAGAACGGGAGCUUGAGUAAAGACAGUAACGUUUCCAUGGAGAUUCCCAUCCAUACUACCAUUGCCUAUGCCCUUAUAGAGCUAGAGAUCAAACAGGAUGGGCACUAUGAGCUGUGUCUGAUGUCAGACACCACUGGAAGUUUUGAAGUAGAUGGCCCUGUUAAGAAAGGACUAUUGCAUAUCUUUGGAGCCUCUGGCUCUGCCCCUGAAAACAGCCCCCUUAAACAAGAAUUGGAGCGACUGAGCGAUCAUUUCCAGCAACUUUCAGCUCUUCCUGCCACCACGAGGUCCUCUCUGCUCCAGCAAAUCACAAAAGUUAUGGAGGACCGGGAGGCCGUCAGUACACUUCAGAAUGUGCUGGACCAGAUGUGCUUGGAUAAGAGACCUGCCUUGGAUGAUGUCACAGCGACAGAUUCCCAAAAACAGAACAUCCAAGCAAUUCUGGACCUUUUGGAGCAGUGCGGUGAAGUGAAGUCCACACCAGUCCUCACAGCCCUUCACCUCAUUAUCAGCGCCAUGGAUGAGAUGACAAAUGAUUGUCUUUCUCUCCUGGGAAUGUGCUGCAGCCUCACAGUGUUACAGGCUCUGGAGCUAUUGGUGCAGUGUGUCUCGGAGAAGGGGGAGUUGCCUCUGAGCAGCGCAGGCCUAGCAGCACUGACAGAAGAUGUCUAUGAAAAGACUGAACAUCUGUUUGCCUCCUCUAAUGUGUCCCUGAAGAGAGACGGGGACACAGUGACGACAGAAAUAAGCCACCUGGCGGGAAACCUCCCUCUGGUCCUGUGCAUCGCUGUCAGAGGACUCGCCUCGUUGGCCCACUGUGAUUGAACUGAAGACACCUUUUUUAUCCACCAGAAACUUGAAACCGUACACCGGAAUGAGGUAAAGGGGAUCACAUAGAUCGAGUGUUAUAUAUCAGUGUUUUUUUUCUUUUUUUGGAGCAGUAGAAUUUCCUCUAAAACAGUGAUGCAUUCUACUGUUGGGUAAUUAUAUAAGUGUAAAAAAAUUUGACAAUCAAUUAGUUUAGGUCAUGGAUUUUGGACUCUUUGUUGGACAAAACAAGCAUUUUGAAGACAUCACCUUAGGCUCCUCUGGGAAUGUCUGAGGGGCAUUUGUCACAGAUUUCUGGUUUUAUCUUAAAAAAAACCAAUUGAUUACAAUCUUAAAAUGAUCCACUUUUGCGAUUAUUACUUAUUAUUAAGUAAGGGAUAGUAGCCUACAAGUAGGGUCGUAACGGUAUACUGUGGUAUUAAAAUUGAUGGCUAUCAUACUGUGUACAUUUGCUUAUCAAUGGUACUGAAAAAAAACUGACAUAAGUGAGUGUGUGUGAGUGAAAGGUACAGACAGGAGCAGUCUGGCUGUGCUGUUGUGCACCUACAGUAUAUAUUCUUUGUUAAUAAUCAUGAGCCAUUAUUUUAAAAGCUCAAAGCUGUUGUUAUUAUCCAUUUAGUAGUUAAUUUAACAUGCUAUAGUGCUGCUAACAAACAUGCUUCACUUAUAUAACAUGACCUGUUCUCAAUCCUCAUCAUGAUCAUUAUAGCUGACAAUAAUAGCAAUACUAAUAAUAAUGAUGAUGAGGAUGAUGAUAAUAAUAUAAGUUUGAUACCAUGAUAUUUUCUGAUAAGGUUAUCGUACCGUGAAAAUCUCAUACCGUUACAACCCUACUUACAAAUUGUGCUUUACUAAAGCAUGUCAAAAUUGAGGGUUCUCAGUGGCGAUGGUAAAAUAAAAAAUAACCAUUACCUGCAGCCCUGAAAUAUUCUAUUAUAUGGUCACAACUGAAUCCGGAAACUUUGACUAGAUUUUAAAUGCUUAACUUCACACCUGCUGGUGGUAUCAGCAUCAAUAUACACAUUAAUUUGAAUAUAAUAUUCAGAUUUUAGUAUCUGAAUGAAAAUGAAAAAAAAGCGUUCAAUGACUGACACCUGGUUCUUGCCAUCAUAUUUUGGUUCAUAGUAUCUGAAAGAAGCAUCUCUUUUUUUAUUUUGAUCUCAUAUAAUUCCAUUUUAUCUACCGUAAGAUUUGUAAAUAAUUGUCUUGUUCCAUGGUCUUGGUGAAUACUUUAUUCUGAUUGGCUGCUGGGUGUCCAUUUAUUCCUGAUACAAGAAAAGGAAUAUAUAAAAGAAGGAUGGGUCCUUAUGUCUUGGUGCCAGUUCUAUUGAAGUGAAUGGGGCAUGGCAAGUCUCACUAUAACCCACCACCAUACCUCUGUUGUUUCACCUUUGAUUGCUAAAUAUUUCUACAAAAAUAAAAGCACAUUACGUGA